AUGGCGCUGCGCCGCCUCCUGAGGUUGCACCGCACGGAGAUAGCUGUGGCAGUGGACAGCGCCUUCCCGCUGCUGCACGCUCUAGCAGACCACGACGUGGUGCCCGAACACAAGUUCCAGGAGACGAUGAGUCUGAAGGACAGGGAAGGCUGUCCCCAGGCCUUCCACGCCCUCCUUUCCUGGCUCCUGACCCAGGACAACACAGCCAUCCUGGACUUCUGGAGGGUUCUUUUCAAAGACUACAACCUGGAGAGAUAUAGUAGGCUGCAGCCCAUCCUAGACAGCUUCCCCAAAGAUGUAGACCUCAGCCAGCCUAAGAAGGGGAGGAAACCCCCUACUGGGCCCAAGGCCUCCAUGCUGCCCCCCAAACCCCCUGCCAAGAGGAAGGCCCAGGAGGAGUCUCGGGCCAUGCCACCAGCUGCUUUGCCCCCGAGGAGCAGCUCCAGCCCAGGCUCCCAAACCAAGGCCAAGCUCUCCAAGAAACCAGAGAACAGCACUGAGUUACAGCGUGUCCCACUGGGAAGUGGAAUCCAGACCAUGUCUGCCUCGGUCCAGCGAGCUGUAGCCAUGUCCUCUGGGGAUGUCCCAGGAGCCCGUGGGGCCGUGGAGGGAAUCCUCAUCCAGCAGGUGUUUGAGUCAGGUGGCUCCAAGAAGUGUAUCCAGGUGGGAGGUGAGUUUUACACUCCCAGCAAGUUUGAAGACCCCGGCAGCAGUGGUGGGAAGAACAAAACCCGAAGUGGUGGAAGCCUGAAGCCUCUGGUCCGAGCCAAGGGAGCUCAGGGCAUUGCCCCCGGUGGAGGUGACCCAAGGCUAGGGCAGCAGGGCAGGGUCCCCACCCCUGCUGCCCUGACCAGUGAGUCCCAGCUCCACCAGAAGAAUGAGGAUGAGUGUGCUGUGUGCCAAGAUGGAGGAGAACUUAUCUGCUGUGAUGGCUGCCCCCGGGCCUUCCACCUGGCCUGCCUCUGCCCGCCACUCCGGGAGAUCCCCAGUGGGACCUGGAGGUGCUCCAGCUGCCUCCAGGGAAGAGGCCUGAAGGAUGCACCCAAUGCAGAGGAGCCUCGACCCCAUGAGCCACUUGUGGAGAGCCCGGUCCUACUGGGACUGAGGCCGGUGGGUGAGGAGGCCAGGGGCCUGCCCAAGGGGCCUCCAGCUGGGAUGGACACUGCUCUCACCUAUAAGAACCUGCUACCCCCACCCUCCACACUCCCUUUGCCAGUGCUGGACCCCUCUGCCCUGCGCCCCCUGCUAUGUGCAAAUACUGAUGGACAGCAGGGCGCGGCGCCCGGCGCGAGGUGCGGCGUGUGCGGGGACGGGGCAGACGCGCUCAGGUGCGCCCACUGCGCCGCUGCCUUCCACCUGCGCUGUCACUUCCCCUCAGGCGUCGCCCAUCCGGGGACUGUCCAGCGCUGCAAAUCCUGCUCAGCAGACUCUGCUCCAUCCCUUGCGGAGGGAGCACCAGCCCCAAGCCCUGCCGGGUCGGCACCUGGGCCAGCCAAGGCGGGGGAUAACUCUGCUGGUCAUGAGCCUGGUCUGCACAGGGAUGACCUGGAGUCCCUCCUGAACGAGCAUUCCUUCGACGGCAUCCUGCAGUGGGCCAUCCAAAGCAUGUCCCGCCCGCUGGCUGAGGCACCCACCUUCCAAUCCUGA
Messenger RNA from Orycteropus afer afer, 1647 nucleotides. It is a transcript of the gene AIRE, whose product is annotated as autoimmune regulator. The transcript has 14 exons. Gene Ontology annotation, molecular function: DNA binding; DNA-binding transcription factor activity, RNA polymerase II-specific; translation regulator activity. NCBI's taxonomy places the organism in Eukaryota, Metazoa, Chordata, Mammalia, Tubulidentata, Orycteropodidae. Gene Ontology annotation, biological process: humoral immune response; regulation of transcription by RNA polymerase II. The record is from RefSeq and is a predicted model, not a curated record. The coding region runs from base 1 to 1647 and encodes 548 amino acids. Gene Ontology annotation, cellular component: nucleus; cytoplasm.